This is a messenger RNA of Dermatophagoides pteronyssinus (European house dust mite), 1376 nucleotides long. It is a transcript of the gene mri, whose product is annotated as BTB/POZ domain-containing protein mrityu. Gene Ontology annotation, molecular function: protein binding. The record is from RefSeq and is a predicted model, not a curated record. Gene Ontology annotation, biological process: positive regulation of phosphorylation. Lineage: Eukaryota; Metazoa; Arthropoda; Arachnida; Sarcoptiformes; Pyroglyphidae. Gene Ontology annotation, cellular component: cytoplasm.
UUUUUUUUUUUUGCAACGAAAAUAACCAUCCACUCAACACAGUGAGAAAAAAGAAAAGAAAAUAAAACAUUAGGAUAAUAACAUUUCAAGAAGCACCUCUUUUCUGAUUCUGUUAAACAUUAAUCAACGUGAAUAAUAUGAGUUCGACAUCGAAAAAUAAAUCAUCGAAUGUUGGACAUUCGAAUGAUGUAUCAGGAUCAUCAUCAUCAUCAUCAUCAUCAUCACAUCAUGUUCAUGGCCAUCAUCAUCAUCAUCAUCAUGGCAAUUCUUCUUCAUCUAAUAAUGUUGAAACGAUAAAUUUGUUGGUUGACAAUACCACAUUUGUGGUCAAUCCGGAAAUAUUUUCAUCAAAAAAAGAUACAAUGCUUUAUCGAAUGUUUUUUUCAUCACCAAGCAUUGCCAAACCGAAUGAAAAAGGACAAUACGUAAUUGAAGGCUUUUCAGCAACUGUAUUUGGUGCUAUUUUGGAUUUUUUCAAGAAUGGUAUCAUCAAGUGUCCACCAAGUGUUAGUGUUUCAGAACUACAUGAAGCUUGUGACUAUUUCCUUAUUCCAUUCGAUGCCUCCACUAUCAAAUGUCACAAUUUACGCGGAUUAUUGCAUGAAAUAAGUAAUGAAGGAGCUAAAGAACAAUUUGAAAAUUUUCUUUACGAAAAAAUAUUGCCAGAAAUGGUCAAUGCUGCUAAACGUGGAGAUCGAGAAUGCCAUAUCGUGAUUUUAUUGGACGAUGAUAAUGUCGAUUGGGAUGAAGAAUAUCCACCACAAACUGGAGAAGAAUAUUCACAGAUUAUUUACUCAACUCCAAUGUACCGUUUUUUCAAAUACAUCGAAAAUCGUGACGUUUCCAAACAAGUUUUGAAAGACAGAGGAUUAAAGAAGAUACGUCUUGGCAUUGAAGGAUUUCCAACACACAAGGAAAAAAUUCGUAGACGUACUGGUGAUCGACGUCCUGAAGUUAUUUACAACUAUAUCCAACGACCAUUCAUACGUAUGUCAUGGGAAAUGGAAGAGGCAAAAUCUCGUCACGUUGAUUUUCAAUGUGUUCGAUCGAAAUCAAUUACGAAUCUUUCACUGGAUGGUGAUGAACCUAAUUUAGAUUCUGAAACAGUGGCCCGUGUUGAUCUUGGUUCAUCAAAUGUCACAACUAAUGUCGAAACAAUUUAUGUAGAUCGUUCCACUAAUGGAAAUAAUGGCAACUGCAGCAACACUAAUAAUAAUGAAAACAAUAACAAUAAUAACAAUAUUGACACCAAUAUAACAAGCAGCAGUGGACAGAACAAAAACAUCAAUAAUAAUAAUAAUAAUAAUAAUGAUUCAAGUGAUUGAUUUUGAUAAUAAUUCAUCAUAAAGACGCUUUUACAUUAACAAUUAGUUUUA